Messenger RNA from Exophiala viscosa, 1822 nucleotides. RefSeq lists its product as uncharacterized. Gene Ontology annotation, molecular function: oxidoreductase activity. The transcript has a single exon. The record is from RefSeq and is a predicted model, not a curated record. NCBI's taxonomy places the organism in Eukaryota, Fungi, Ascomycota, Eurotiomycetes, Chaetothyriales, Herpotrichiellaceae. The coding region runs from base 282 to 1817 and encodes 511 amino acids.
AGUUCACGCCGUUUUGAGAACGUCGAGAAGAGUAGGCUGCGCCGCUUUAACCCUGAUUAGGGGGCGAGAGACUCGAACGGCCACCGAAGUAAUUUUGACUUCCUUGGACCUCAAGGUAGCCGAAAGAAUGCUCCUCAACUGUCAACACAUAUAUAUUCUAUGCCUCGGACAUACUGACAUACUGCACUGCUAACGUGGUCACAACAGGUCUACGGCCAUGAUAUUGCUUAGCUUGAUCGCAGGUAAAACUGCCCCUAUUAUUCUCCAAAUCCCUCCCGGCCAUGGGUAAACGGGUUGCAAUCGUGGGCAGUGGAAGUUCGGGCAUGGGUGCAUUAUGGGCACUCAACACCAGCACAGAUCAUGAAGUCCAUCUAUUUGAGGUAUCAUCACGCCUUGGUGGCGACACCAAUUCCGUCACAUUCGAAGGACCAAACGGUGAUGAGAUCGAGGUCGAUGUCGGGCUCACUAUGAUGAACACCGCUACGUAUCCCAACUUUCUCGCAUUUCUCGGGCACUUGGGUUUAUCGAUCCAGAAAGGAGACCUGACAUUCAGCGUCUCUCGCGAUCAGGGAACACUCGAGUGGGCCACGACAUCCCUCAAAUCCAUUUUCUCGCAAUGGGGAAAUCUCAUCGAUCUUGGGAUUUGGAGAAUGCUCUUCGACAUUGUCCGCUUCAAUGAGUUUGCACCAGAUCUGCUGCGGAGCGAAAGUGAGAGCAAGGCCGAUCCUCAAACCCAACCCAACAACAAGGGUAUCCCCAAUGAACCUGCCCAGGGCAGCAUCGGUGAAUAUCUUGACAAGAAAAACUACUCCCAAGAGUUCCAAGACAACUACCUUCUCCCAAUGACUGCCGCACUCUGGAGGACAAAUCCCAAUAUCUGUCUGCAGUUUCCAGCCAUCACACUAGUACGCUUCAUGUACCAAUACCACCUAUUGAAUACCACCGCCGAGAGGUCCAGUUUGUUAAGCAUUCCAGGAGGUUCGAAAGGGUACAUAGACGCUGUGCUGAGAGCUUUUCCUCAAUCUCGAAUGCAUGUCAAGUCGAGAGUGACCGCACUAGAGCCCACGGAAACGGGGUCAAUCGUGCUGACAGCCAACGGCAAAGACCAAGAGUUUGACCAUGUGAUACUCGCAAUUCCUGCAGAUCAAGCACUAAAAAUCUUGCAGCCUACAGCCAAGAAGGAGGAAGUCGAGAUCCUCGGCGGUUUCCAGACGACGAGAAACGUUGUAGUCCUGCAUUCAGACCUCACACUGAUGCCGAAAAGGCGAGUGCUAUGGUCUGCCUUGAACUAUAUCAUGGAAACUCCGUUCCCACCGACCAAGAGUCAAAACAUCUCACAGAUGUGUCUGACUUAUUGCAUGAACAUGAUUCAAGGUGUACCGGAGGAUAAGUUCGGUCCGAUCCUUGUCACCCUGAAUCCAUUGAACAUUCCGGAUCCUCGUUUGGCACAGGGAAUCUGGGAGUAUGCUCAUCCAUUGUACAACGCUGCCGCUAUCAGAUUUCAAGGACUGUUGCCGAGGAUUCAGGCCACCAGGAACAUCAGUUACUGUGGAUCCUGGACCAGGUUUGGAUUCCUCGAAGAUGGUUUCAGCAGCGGUUUGUCGGUAGCUGUCGACCAUUUGGGAGCUCAUUUGCCAUUUGGGAUCGUGGAUCCAGCGUACUCUCGAGAGAAACGGCCAACACCAACCAUCAAGAAUCAUCUGCUCAGAGUGAUCAUUCUGAUGGUACAGAUAAUGAUACUUCUCAUGGAAAGAGCAUGGUUCUUUUUGGAAUCGACUCUGGCGGGAAAUUCGACAAGGCAAAGGAAGAUUGCCUGAUGACU